Molecule: messenger RNA, 2418 nt
Organism: Vigna radiata var. radiata (mung bean)
Lineage: Eukaryota; Viridiplantae; Streptophyta; Magnoliopsida; Fabales; Fabaceae
Product: disease resistance protein RPS2-like
Exons: 2
Coding region: 1-2418 (805 amino acids)
Molecular function (GO): ADP binding
Source: RefSeq, a predicted model, not a curated record
AUGGAGUAUAUCUUGGGAAUUUUAUGUCACUACGCAGGAAAGAUUGCAGAAUAUACGUUGGGUUCAGUAUGCGUCUGUUAUAUCAACGACUUUACUUUGAAUGUUCUAGAUGUUAAAAAAAGUUUCGAAUGGAUUCGAGGGAUUAUGAAAGAGCAAAUCAGAGAAAUCACUAAUGGGACUGAAAAAUUUGAGCCAGAUUUUCUGAAACACGUUGAGAAUUUAUUGAAAGCUGCUGAAAACGUCUCAGAACGACAGCAACUACUGGAAGAAAGAAUUUCAAAUACAAACAAGAGCUAUUUCAGAAGGCAACGUCUAUAUUUUCUUGCAAAAGAAAUAGAAAGAGAAACACACAAAAUACAAGAGCUCCUCCUAGAUGUUAAGAAGAUUGAAUCACUCUCCAGGAUUACUGAACUUUCUAAUGAUUUGGUUGCGUUCAAAUCUCCUGAAGAAGCUUACACCGAGAUUUUGGCAGCAUUAAAGGAUAGAAGUGUUUCUAUUAUUGGACUUGUUGGAUUUGGAGGCUCAGGAAAAACUACUUUGGCAAAAGAAGUGGGUAAAAAAGCGGAAGAGAUUAAACUUUUUGAGAAGGUUGUCUGGGCAACAGUGUCUCAACUUCUAAAUAUAAGAAGUAUCCAAGAUCAGAUUGCUGAUCAAUUGAAUGUUAAGUUAAAGGAAGAGGAAGCAUCGGAAAUAGGUAGAGCAGAUAGAAUAUCAGAAGGAUUAAGGAAACGUACAACUCUUGUAAUCUUGGAUGAUGUAUGGGAAAAAGUAAACUUCGAAGCUUUAGGUAUUCCACUUGAUGAAAGCAGUAAGGGUUGUUGCGUAUUGAUAACUACUCGGAGUAAAGAAGUAUGCACUUCUAUGAAAUGUCAAAAUAUAAUUGAAGUUAAUCCCUUGCAUUACAGGAAAGUUAGGGCUUUGUUCAAAUUCCAUGCAAACAUAAGUAAUGACUCCCCAGAAGCUUUGAAAGUUUUGGCAGAAAGAAUCGUUACUAAAUGUAACGGAUCGUCUACUGCAAUUGCGACGUUAGGAAGCACGCUAAAAGAUAAAACUAUUGAAGAGUUUGAGUCAGCAUGGUUAAGACUACAAAAUUCCGAACAACUUAGUUCUCUAAAAGGCUUAACAAGUUAUCAACUUUGUCUUAAAGUAAGUUAUGAUAAUUUGACAAACCAAUUAGCCAAAUCCUUAUUAUUAUUGUGUUCAAUAUUUCCAAAGAAUCAUGAAAUUGAUUUGGAAGAUUUAUUUCGAUUUGGAAGAGGAUUGGGCGUAAUUUGGAGAUUUGGAAGAAUGGAGAAAGAAAGGAGGGUGAUGCAUGCAGCUAUUAACAUCCUUAAGAAUUCUUAUAUGUUGGCAUAUGUCAAAGAAAAAGAAAAGGUGAAAAUGCCUGACUGGAUUCGUGAUGUAGCCUUGUGGAUUGCAGCUGAAAGUGGUCAAGCAAUUUUGACAUGUACUGCAGUGGAUCCAAGGGUGUUGAUAGAUGAUGAAAUCACGAAAGAUAAGAAUGUAAUAGCCUUGUGGGAUAUGAAAAAUGGUGAACUUCUCAACUAUGAAUGGAAUUGUCCAUCACUUGAAAUUCUCUUGCUUCAUUCUCCAGAGGUUGGCUUUACAAUAUCAAAUGCUUUAAUUGAAAGGUUGAAAAUGCUUAAACUACUGGCAUUCUUAAAAUUUGAAUACGGGUGGAAGUUGCCUUUUGAGACAGAAACACCAUCAUGGUACACUUCACCACUAUCGCAAUCAAUUGAGUCAUUAAAAAAUCUCAAUACUCUUAGCUUGAGAGGUUAUAAAUUAGGUGACAUCUCAGUUUUGGAAAGUCUAGAAGCACUUGAGAUUCUUGACUUGCGUGGUUCUUCUUUCAAACAAUUGCCUAAUGGAAUAGUAGCAUUACAGAAAUUGAAACUCCUAGAUUUGUACGGUUGUUUGAUUGAGAAAAAUAAUGCUUAUGAAGUUAUAGGAAGAUGUUUGCGGCUAGAGGAAUUGUAUUUGUAUUUGCUUCCAUCAAAAGAGGAGUUUCCACAUGAUUCUCUUUCUCGAGAUUGCAGAGUGUACCUUCAUUUGAAGUACAUUGAGGGAGGUUACAAAAAUGUAAUCCCAUCCAUGCGUUCACAAGGCAUGAAUCAGAUUGUUGUCCUAAUCCUUGAACACUGUCUUGAUAUUGAAUUCCUCUUUGAUGGCACUUUUACAAACAGCAAUGUUGAUAUGCUUCAUACCAAAACUGUGUUUUCCAACCUAGGUACCGUAAGGUUGCAUCAGAUGCAUGGCCUUCGAGAAGUGUUUCAUGACCCUUCUUCGCAAUGCUCUUUAGAAAGAUUACAAGAGCUAAGCAUUGAUAGUUGUAACCAAUUAUACAACACAUCCUUCCCAAGGAACUCAAAUCUAUGCAGUCUAAAGGUCUUGAAAUUGGAAUUUGCCCAAUGCUAA